AUGGAUGUCGAGCGGACAGCGGGGUCGGACCCUGGGUUCCCAGCCAAGAGCGAUGCUCUCAAGAAGGAUGACGCUCGCUCAAUCACCGAAGACCGAUCCAUUGGCCAUGGCGAGAAUGACCUGCUGGGUGGGGAGAAUGUCGACGGAGUGCUGGCCGCCAAGAUGAUCUUGGUCAACGAUGCGAUUGAUGAGAUUGGCUUCACGAACCACCACUGGAAAUUGUUCUGCCUCAACGGAUUCGGGUACGCGGUCGACUCCCUGAUCCUGUUGCUCCAAUCCAUCAUCAGCGCCCAAGCCCAGAAAGAGUUCCGUCCCGCAUACUCCACGGGCUUGACGAUCGCCGUCUAUGUGGGCAUGCUAGUCGGAGCCAUCUUCUGGGGCUUUUCGGCAGACAUUAUCGGCCGUCGCUUUGCCUUCAACGUGUCACUGUUCGUUUCCUCGAUCUUCACCGUGGUAGCGGGAGCAUCGCCGUCCUGGGUGACACUGGGUCUGUUUGUGUGUCUGAGUGCCUUUGGAUCGGGUGGAAACCUUGUGCUGGACACCACGGUCUUUUUGGAAUAUCUCCCGAGUCAGAAUCAGUGGCUGUUGACCCUGAUGGCGGCCUGGUGGGGCGUGGGACAAUUGAUCGCCGGUCUAUUUGCUUGGGCCUUCCUGCCCAACUUCUCUUGUGCCGAAGCCGCCACCUGCACCCGGGCCAACAACCAAGGGUGGCGUUACGUAUGGUACACCUCUGGGGCCCUCGUCUUUGUCCUCUCGAUCUUGCGAAUCACAAUCAUCAGAUUGGAAGAGACUCCCAAAUUCUUAGUCUCGGAGGGUCGCGAUGAGGAGGCUGUUAGUGUGCUCCAGAAUAUCGCGUCCAAGCAUAACCGACCCUGCUCGCUGACGGUCGAACGAUUGGAGGCUUGUGGACCCACGCAGUCUCGUUCGGCGACCGCUGGGGGCUUAUCCAAGCGACUAUUUUCCGUAGGAGAAGUUGGAGGCCACUUCCGCGGCUUGUUUGCGACGCGUCGCAUGGGCCUGUCGACCAGCCUGGUCUGGGCCUCUUGGCUGCUGAUUGGUCUGGCGUACCCUCUAUACAAUGUUUUCCUUCCGUCUUACCUCUCGUCUCGCGGCGCUCAGUUUGGACAGGCCAGCCAAUACAUCACCUGGCGAAACUACGCACUCAACAACACGUGCUCCAUCUUCGGCCCGGUGCUCGCAGGAUUCAUGUGCAAGUCUCGAUUGUUCUGGGGCCGACGAGGAACCAUGAUCGUUGGAGCAUUGAUCACCAUGGUCUUCUUCUUUUGCUACACCCAAGUCCGAACAGCCAGUCAGAACCUGGGGUUUACCUGUGCCAUCUCCUUCUGCCUGAACAUCUACUACGGCACUCUCUAUGCCUAUACCCCAGAGGUUUUCCCUUCCGCACACCGUGGAACCGGAAACGGCGUCGCCAUCGGCCUGAAUCGAAUCAUGGGCAUCAUCAGCGCGGUGGUUGGACAAGCUGCCAAUACCAAUACCCCUGUCCCUAUCUACAUCUGUGCGGCUCUGUACAUCGUCAUGGCUGCGGUCGCGGCGGCUCUGCCGUUCGAGCCAUAUGGGCGCCGCAGCAGCUGA
Messenger RNA from Penicillium diatomitis, 1593 nucleotides. Its product is annotated as MFS transporter. The transcript is spliced from 5 exons. Gene Ontology annotation, molecular function: transmembrane transporter activity. The coding region runs from base 1 to 1593 and encodes 530 amino acids. The record is from RefSeq and is a predicted model, not a curated record. Lineage: Eukaryota; Fungi; Ascomycota; Eurotiomycetes; Eurotiales; Aspergillaceae. Gene Ontology annotation, biological process: transmembrane transport.